Messenger RNA from Caenorhabditis sp. 36 PRJEB53466, 5010 nucleotides. The record is from the annotation of a GenBank genome assembly. NCBI's taxonomy places the organism in Eukaryota, Metazoa, Nematoda, Chromadorea, Rhabditida, Rhabditidae.
AUGUCUUCUACCACGACCCUCCUUCCGAUCCCUACCGAAGAUGAGUCUAUCGAAACGACUCGAGAAGACGUCCUCCUUGCCGCCGCCAUCAUUUUCUUCGUAUGACUUUCUACAUGUUUGAUUAAGAACCGUUUGUUUCAGGUCGCAUUUAUCGGUCUGAUCUUCAACUUUCUCGGUAUCACAGUAGUUUUCAAGAAUCCCAUACUGAAAAACUCGUUCGGAUCUUUGUGUUUGAGCCAUUCCAUUGCCAACAGCGGCGUUCUUUUCGUGUUUUUCAUCUGGUCUGCUCCCGCUACUUAUGUGUAAGUUUGGAAGAAUCCAGAAGACGUCGUAACGGAAGGAAUCAAUUACAGACAGGCUUCGAGUACAGAAGGCAUGCUGUCCAAACUGCUGGGACAACUGAACAUCCUCUGUUGGGAUGCCUGUGUUUAUUCUCAUCUCGCCAUUUCUUUCAACCGAUUCUUCUCGAUUGCAAUUCCAGCGAAGGCUUGUUUUGCUUUGUCUAUUCUUUGCUUUCUCAUGACUAAUUUUUUUCAGGCAAGCUUCAUAUUUUCGCCGCGAAACACGCAUAUCAUCAUCGGAAUUGUAUGGUUCAUCGCAUUCUGCCACAUUUUCCCGUAUUUUUGGUGUAAGUAAUGAGGGCGUGCGAACUCGUGUUUUUCUAGUCUGGUUUGCACGUCUACUUGCGAGUGAGUAAGGGAGAGAGCAAACAGUCACACGGAAUGAUUGCUUGUACUAUCGGUGAACUUGUAGUCACACAAAACACAAGUUGUUCCGAUGCAAAUAACACGUUGAGAGUGAUCGGUUGAUCGAACGAUCAUCGACCGUAUUGCAGAUAGCCAGUGCUACAUCACUUACGAUCCGAUAUCAUGGACAUGGAACUUUGCUCCGACCAGCUGUGGAUUCGUAAUAUCCACUUACACAGACUACUACACUUCCGUCGCCAUUUUCAUUGCAAUGACUACAGUUGACUUCUCCACCCUGGUACCCACUUUCCUAUGUUUUCUAUUCCAUAUCUUUUCCUUCUCUCAGACUCUCCUGGUCCUGCAUAGGAAGCACAGUCACUUUGCUUCCACGGAAGAAUCGGGGAAGCGUCGGAAAGUGGAGAUCCGCUUCUUCAUGCAGUCGUGUCUGCAAGGAGCGCUCUUCUUCUACGAGAUAUUCAACUUUUACUACAUCAGCACUUUCAACCCCAACCAAUGGUUCAUCUUUUUCACGACAACCUUCGCCUGGGAGAUCUGCCACUGCCUGGAUGGGUAUUCCUCUCUCUCUCUCUCUCUCCAUCUUCUCUCACUCCCGUUUCCCUUUCAGAUUCGUCGUCGUCCUCUUCCACUUCCGUCGACGAAUCUUCCUCGGAGACGUCAGUCCGGUGAGAGAUCCUCUUCCGUUGGCUCCUUGAGACUCUUUUUGUCAGCAAGCUCCCCGAUCUGUGACUACAUUUCACAAAGCAGCGACCGUUACAAACACGCGGCCGACUAAAAUCAGCCUGCUUUGAAUGGAGGUUCAGUUUUGUCUGUUCGACUGUUUCUUUUCAUUUUCUUGCAGGAAACAGACAAAAUUGGACCAACAAUCUGAAUCCGAAUCUGAAUCUAAAUCCACAUGGCAAUCGACUGAUUUACAGACAAAAGUCCGGCGUUCGGAGCACACUCGGUCCAUCAUCUCAAGGCACUGACAAGGCCGAGCUCUGUGCAGCGGAGCACGCACAAAAAGACUAAUGAGCACCGAGAAAGUGACAUUUCGCACGCCUUCUGCUUGCUGGUCGCACGUUUCUCUCAAAAAUGAGCUUUACGGAACAAUACUCGGAAACGCUUCUCGUCGCAAUGCUCAAUUUCUUUGUAAGUUUAGAUUGAUGAAACAAUCAAAUUGAAUUGGUUACAAAUUAGAUCGGGUUUAUCGGAAUUCUUCUGAAUUGCUUCGCUUUGCUCACAACUCUCAAAUCGGCUCACUUCCAAAACGCGUACGGCACUCUGUCUUUCAAUCAUUCUUCCAUAAAUCUCGCUAUUCUCUUCGUCUACUUCCUGUGGGCGACUCCGAUCACUUACGUGUCAGUUGUCUACAUCCUCGGGCUUUCCGAACAUUUCAUUUAUUUCCAGACAAUCAUCUGACGCCAAUUCAGAAUUCGGAAAGAUAAUAGGGCAACUCUACGUGUUGUUAUGGGUUUCGUUGAUCUACUCUCACCUCGUUCUAUCGCUCAAUCGACUUGUUUCACUCGUGUUUUCCCGCCGGAUCCAUUCGGUUUUCUCCUACAAUCUUUGUAUCACAAUCAUCGUUUUCAUCUGGAUUGUCGGCUUCUGCCACGUAAUCCCCCUUUUCUGGUACGAUAUCUGCUUCUGGACGUAUGACCCUCUCUUUUGGAUAUGGGAUAUGAGCACAACAACUUGCGGACAAAAGUACAGAUUGUUCGUUAUGCAGUACUUUUCCUUCAUUGUCAUGGGGAUCGCUGUGAUCACGAACAUCAUCACAGCGAUUUACAUCAAAACGAAGUGUCCGUUCUCCAAAUUCAAUACGGAAAUCAAGUUGUUUGUGGAGGUGAGACAAGGUGGGACUAGAUUCAUUCAGCGUCGUUUUCAUCUAGACAAUUACGAAAAGUUGUGCAUUUCUGUUGAUAUUGCUCUCGUCCAACGUGCUCGGAAGUUUGUUUCUGGAGAAAUGGCAGCGAUACGUUUUCUCUUCUCUGGCAUGGCAAGUCUAUCACCUGUUCGAUGGGUAUGUCAUUCAGGCAGGAGGAUAUGAGUAAUUGAGAAUUUCAGACUGGUCGUCGUGUUUCUGCAUUUUGAAAGGAAACUGCUCGCCGAGCACCGGGACGCCCAUCCGGUUUCGUUCGUCAACGUCGAGAACCAUCCUCAUCGCGGCCCUCACUCUCAUGAUCCUUUGCAUAAUCAUUACAUCCAUCACCUGCAUCAUCAUUCCGAGUUCUCAAAAGUUGAUACUAUGUAGCAUUCAGAUAAUAAAGUGAAUUUAAUUUCAACUAACGCCAGUGAACGGCAGAUAUUACACGUCAUCAUCUUCCCAUUUCUAAUUUUCUAUCAUUUUACUUUUUCACAGGGAACAAACAAGUUUUCAAAAUUGAUUCAAGCUAAUGGCUAUGCGGGUUUGUUAGAAUGAUUCGAAAGAGAGAAAUGAUUGCUCGCUCAGAAUGAGGAAGCUUCCGGAAAAGGGCGGAAUCGGGAGAAGGAGCAGAAGACGUUGGACAAGAGGAAAUCGCCGAAUGCGCGAGAGCAAGAGCAGAAGACGGCCACUUCAAACAGAGGCCACAAGGGACCGAAGGCGUCGCCAGCGAGUCCGGCUCCGAGAGCAUCGAAUCCAUCGACGGAUCAGAGGAGCGGAACGAGCGCGAAGGUGAAAAAGGUCGGUGUGACAUCUGGAACCCCUCCCGAAUAUUUCACUUUUAGGCGCAACCAGAGCCAAAGUCCCAAAUUUCCGUGUUCGGGCAUCCAGUGGCGACAACUCCUAAAGACUUUCAAUUCCUCGAAGAGAAAAUCUCUAAACUACCGUUUUUUCACGGAUUCAUCGGACGGGAAGACUUAACCGGACUGCUGAAAAAUGUCGGGGACUUCCUGGUCAGGCUGUCUGUUCAGGCGAACAAACACGAGCAGGAGAAGCGGAAAAAGAACAUUGCUGACGUGAAAGUGUUGAUAAAUUUGAGCAGAGAAAAGUAUGCGAAGAAGGAGAAGGAGAAAGAGACGAAGAUGGCGGCGGUCGGAGACGUCGGGAGGAGGGAGUUUGUGAUAUCCGUCAAUUGCAGUGAGUCCCGAUUGUGAUGCAGUAGUACAUGAGUGCGGGACUUCCAGGGGACAAGGAAAAACCGACAAAUGGGAAACCACUGCUCACGCCCAUUCGGAACUUGGUUAUCAAAAGGGAAGACGGAAUGGUGCACGUGGAACCAUCGAAAAAGUUCAAAACGAUGGUAGAGUUCUUUGCGUACUAUCAAAAGAAUUCUGGGAUCUGCAAAGAGGUUCUCAUUCCGUUUGCACCAAUACUUUCAGUUUCUCUUUUCUCAGACCGAUUUCCAACUUCUGAAUGCGAUCCCUCUUUCCAACUGGGAAUUCCUACACGAAGACGUCGAACUACAAGAGAAGAAGCUCGGAGAAGGAGCAUUUGGAGAAGUGCGGGUGGGCAAGAUGAAGACGAAAGAGACGAAGAACACCGUGGAAGUGGCCGUGAAGAUGCUCCGGAAUUCGGACGUCGUCACUCGUGAGCAAGUGGGAGAGCUGCUCCACGAGGCACGAGUUAUGAGAAUGAUGGAUCAUGUGAAUGUGCUCAGCAGUUUUGGAAUCGCAGUGCUCCACGAGCCACUCUACCUGAUGACCGAACUUUGCGCUCGUGAGUUUGAUUCAUGGUUCUCACUCGCAAAUGGGAUGGAUUCAGACGGUGCUCUCCGAGAAUAUCUUCGAGAGAAUCAGAAGACAGUGACACUCGCAGACAAACUGAACUUCGUGCUCGGAUCGGCGCGUGGAGUGGAGUAUCUACACUCUCAAAAGACGAUUCACCGGGAUCUGGCAGUCAGAAAUGUGCUGCUGUCGGAAGACAUGAUAGUCAGUUCGACUGAUGUCCUUUGAAUGAAAACUAUGUCAUUCCAGCCGAAAAUCUCUGAUUUCGGAUUGGCGAAAGUGACGGAACGGUACGAGAUGAAAGAGCAAUGCAAGAUUCCCGUGCGGUACCUGGCUCCAGAGACCCUCGAAAUCUUUGUUUUCACUCCUAAAACGGAUGUCUUCUCAUUUGGAUGUGUCAUUUGGGAGAUCUACGAGAACGGGCAACAACCACACGACGGAAAGAACGCGCAGACAAUCAGAAAUCAGACGAAGAAAAAUCAGUUCCUGAAGUUGACAGCGUCGGCUCCGACAGAACUCCGAAAGAUCGUCUCCGAACGUGUGUUCACCGCGGAUCCCGAGAAUCGAUGCUCCAUGUCAGCUGUAAGAGACGCGCAAGUUGGACCUGUUUCAAUUGUGAUUUCAGAUUGUGCAAUGUGUAGAGAAGAUUGAGAAACCGGUGGCUGGACUGAUGAAGUAA